Cimex lectularius (bed bug) is the source of this 6738-nucleotide messenger RNA. RefSeq names its product 1-phosphatidylinositol 4,5-bisphosphate phosphodiesterase classes I and II (gene Plc21C). The transcript has 24 exons. The record is from RefSeq and is a predicted model, not a curated record. The coding region runs from base 619 to 4245 and encodes 1208 amino acids. Gene Ontology annotation, molecular function: calcium ion binding; phosphatidylinositol-4,5-bisphosphate phospholipase C activity. Gene Ontology annotation, biological process: phosphatidylinositol-mediated signaling; lipid metabolic process. Lineage: Eukaryota; Metazoa; Arthropoda; Insecta; Hemiptera; Cimicidae.
AAAUUUUUCACUUGGUUGAUUUUUAAUAGGACAAUUGAGCGCACGCAUACUAGGAUUUUUAUUGAAUUGCUUUUGAUUCGAUUUUUUUAUUAUUAUGUAGAUAUCGCGAACUGGAAGUACUUGGUACUGGUACUGAGUAAGGACAAGGACGUAGGUGCGUUUGAUCGUUCGUGUGCAGCGUGCGGUGUGCCAUCGAGCUCGAGCCUCAGCCGGUUAUCUUUGAUGCCCCCUCGGCGGACAUGCGCAGAAUCCGGGAGCUAAAAAGUUGCAGGCGACGUCUCUAGCUGUGCCUGUAUCGUUUAGUGUCCGGUGGUGGUGAGGAUCUCGCGACUCUCGUAGAUCCGUCGAUUUGAUAAUGUCCGAGCUGCUCUGUCCGUGGACGGGCUCCACUCGCUGGAACGUCCCGAGGAGAGACUGCAGUUAAAGGACGACAAAUGUGAUCGUUUAGACUGCGCGUAGUAUUAUAGUGCCAUGACAAGGUAGUGCUGCCAGAUACCGAACUGUUUUGGGACUCUACUCCGGAUAACCUUCGAUCUCGUUAUGCGACAAGUCCAGCGGUGUACAUCUGAAUUCUCUCCUAUUUAAUCCGUUUUCCGAGUCGGAUCCUCUGCAGACGAGAUGACUAACGCCGCGAAGGCCCCGUUGGCGGUCCAGUUGAAAACUCUCGACGUACCUAAAUGCAUGGUCGAUGGAGAAAAAGUCAUAAAAUGGGACGAGGAUUCAGGUGUUGGGACUCCAGUUACACUGCGGGUCGACAAAAAUGGAUUUUAUCUCUAUUGGCUGGACCAGAACAAGGAAAUGGAUUUGCUUGAUAUUGCUACUAUUAGAGACUGUAGGACUGGAAAACAAGCUAAAAUACCAAAGGAUCCUAAGCUCAGACUUAACGUCACGAUGGGCUCUUCUCAGGACUUACUGGAGGAUAAGACUGUUACUUUAUGUCAUGGUUCGGAUUUUGUGAACUUAACAUUUAUUAAUUUCUGUUGCACAAAAAAGGAAACUGCACAAUUAUGGACGGAUGAAUUAUUAAAAUUGGCAUUUAACUUAUCUCAACUGAAUGGAUCUGUUAUGAAAUUUUUGCUCAAGGCGCAUACAAAAUUGCAGCUGAGUGUAGAUAAGUCAUCAAAAAUUCCUAUCAAAAAUAUAAUCAAAAUGUUCACACAAAAUAAAGAGGACAGGAAGAGAGUGAAAACUGCUCUCGAAUCGGCGGGAAUAUCGACGGCAAAGGAUGAGGUGAUAUCACCGGAAAAGUUUUCAUUUGAGGAGUUUUUCAAUUUCUACAAACACUUGACCCAGAGGACUGAAGCAGAGAAAAUAUUUGAAGAAUUGUGUGGGUCGAAGAAGAAGUUAAUGUCUGCAUCUCAGUUGGUAGAAUUUUUGAAUUUAACUCAGAGAGAUCCAAGGUUGAAUGAAAUAUUACAUCCGUAUGCGAAUGUAGCAAGGGCAAAAGACAUAAUCGCCCAAUAUGAAAUAAACAAAAACAAUGUCAAUAAGGGUCAAUUGAGUUUUGAAGGUUUUCUGAGGUACAUGAUGAGUGAAGACAAUCCUAUAGUUGCUCCUUCUAAAGUUGAACUUUGUGAUGAUAUGGAUCAACCUCUCGCACAUUAUUUUAUCAAUUCUUCGCAUAAUACCUAUUUGACUGGUCAUCAGUUAACGGGGAAGUCGUCGGUUGAAAUUUAUCGCCAGUGUCUUUUGGCUGGUUGUCGUUGUGUCGAACUAGAUUUUUGGAAUGGUGGGAGGACGGAAGAGCCUGUCAUUGUUCACGGAUAUACAUUUGUACCUGAAAUCCCAGCUAAAGACGUGAUCGAAGCAAUAGCGGAGUCUGCGUUCAAGACAUCCGAUUAUCCAGUCAUACUUUCUUUUGAGAACCACUGCAACCCGAGGCAACAAGCGAAAAUAGCGCAGUACUGCAGGGACAUUUUCGGUGAUAUGCUUUUAGAUUCACCUUUAGAUUCUCACAAGCUUGAGGCGGGAGUUCCACUUCCUCCGCCUUCUUUGCUGAAGCGUAAGAUAAUCAUUAAAAAUAAGAAAAAGCACCAUCACAACAAAGUAUUAGAAAGGGGGACAACCGGAGAAAUUGAAGUAGUUGCGACGGGAAAUGGCGAUGUCCCUCAUGCAGCUCCUGUCAGGCAGAGCAGUAAAGAAAGCGCAGAUGAAAAACCUGAAGAAAAAAACGAUGAAGCCACUGAUGAAAAUGUUCCAGCUGAGGAUGAUUUAGAAAGCUCAAGUGGGGAUGAGGAUGAAAAACCAUUGGAGAAAGAUGAUAAAGUGGCCUCUGCCAAGGAAACUGAAGCGGGAGCUGAAAUUUCUGCCCUUGUUAAUUACGUUCAACCUGUUCAUUUUGUUUCAUUUGAAAUAACAGAAAAAAAAAAUAGGUUUUAUGAAAUGAGUUCUUUUGAUGAAAAACAAGCUACAAUGCUUUUAAAAGAAAGCCCGAUAGAAUUUGUAAAAUACAACAAACAACAACUAAGCCGAGUUUAUCCGGCUGGGACAAGGUUCGAUUCUUCAAAUUUCAUGCCUCAAGUAUUUUGGAAUGCUGGUUGUCAACUGGUCGCUCUAAAUUAUCAAACUCUCGAUCUUGCAAUGCAAUUAAAUUUGGGUAUUUUUGAAUACAACCAAAGAUGUGGAUACCUCUUGAAACCUGAAUUUAUGAGACGUCAAGAUCGUAGGUUUGAUCCAUUUGCUGAAUCAACCGUUGACGGAAUUAUUGCCGGCACCGUCUCAAUCAAUGUCAUAUCCGGCCAGUUUUUAACGGAUAAAAGAUGCGGAACGUACGUAGAGGUCGAUAUGUACGGGCUUCCGGCUGACACGGUCAGGAAAAAGUUCAGGACCAAAAUUGUUCCAAAUAACGGGAUUAAUCCCGUGUACGAUGAGGAACCUUUUGUCUUCAAGAAGGUGGUGCUUCCAGAAUUGGCUUGCAUUAGAAUAACAGCUUAUGAGGAAGGAGGAAAAUUCAUUGGACACAGAGUUCUCCCUGUUAUAGGACUUUGUCCUGGUUAUCGCCAUGUAACGUUGAGAACAGAAUGUGGACAACCUUUACAACUCGCGACUCUCUUCCUCCAUGUCGUGGUCAAAGAUUACGUACCAGAAGGCUUCUCAGACUUUGCCGAAGCUCUUGCCAAUCCGAUUAAAUACCAGAGCGAGCUAGACAAGAGGGCCCAACAGCUUGCUGUACUCACAGACUUAGAAGAAUCUCAGGAUGUUUGGCCCAGUACAGAACAGGAGGAGGGGGGAAAUCAGAGUGAUGAAGGUGGCCCUCCACCGGCUCCGAGGCUCAAACGAAUAGGAUCAAUGUGCCCUGAAAUGUCAGGAGGAGCUACCGGGCACAAUCCUGCUCACCGAGCAUCCAUCGCGGUAGCACCACUCCCAACUACAAUGGAAGAGCCUCAACCUGUAACUUCGCCAGAAGUAAUACACGUCAGCCCACCAAGAGUCACCACCCAAACAACCACUAAUUUUCUUGAAGAUAUGAUCGCUGAUCCUGUAGAGUCUUUCUUGGAAAGCAAAUCUGUUAAAGAAAAACGACUCGAAUUAGAGAAAAAACUUGAAGCGUUGCGGAAAAAACAAGACAAGGAAAGGAUGCGCUUGGCUUCGGCGGAUUCAGAUAAGCCCAGGACUAAGUUUUAUAUGAGCAAUAAAUUGGUGAAACGGCUCUCUAGCAAAAACAUGUAUUAUUGUUUUAGGGAUACUAGCGGUACACCUGAAGGAGACGGUGAGGGUGGCGGUGACGGUGAAGUCGUGAAUCGAGGGAUACCACGAAGCCAUUCGGAAAGGAUGCUCGCAAUUUUCCGUGAUCACAUCACUCAAGAGCGAGAGCUUGUUGAAAAGUAUCACGAGCAGGUUUUUGCCAAUGCACAAAAAGUCAUGCAGGCAUCACAGUCACAACAGCUGAAAAUGCUCCACGUCCUCCUCGAACGAGAAACAAGUGAUGUCAUGCGAAGGCUGCAGAACUCGAGGAAGCAAGAAGUAAAAGCUCUGGCUAAGCAACACCGAGACAGAGAUGAACUCGUCAGGAUGAAGAGAGAAGUCGCUAGUGCCAUGGUAGAAAAAGGCGUACACGAAAGGGUAAGGCUGACACAGAUAUAUGAGAAAAAACGAGAAGAAUUGGAAAGGCAGCACAAUGAAGUUAAGAAUCAGCUAACUAACGAGAAGGCCAAAGCCAAAAAUGCUUUAAUUAAAGAACUUGAAAAGAAAAGUCAGCGAAUAGAGCAAGAAAUUGAAUUAGAACCACGAUCGAGCGAACGCUGAUGUGAGCUUUGUUAUUCCAAAGGAAUUUCCAUGCUAGUCAUUUCUCCAAAUGAGUAUCGAUUGUUUCAGCUGCUGAAGUUUAUUAAAGGGAAAUGCUCUAUUAACAUCCCAAAAAUAAAGGCAUUCGCAAAUUCUCUUAGGGGUUAAGUGUCUUUUAAGAGAAGAUAUUUAGGAAACAAGGUAGUCUACACUAGGGCUUUAGGCCUUAAAAAAAAUCUUCGUGUUUUGUCAAAUAGAUGCCCCACCUGUCGGUAGGUCUUUCCGUGCCUCAAUAAAAUACAGCAUUCUGUGAAAAUCGUACCCAAAAGACGAUAUAUUUUGAUUUCCCGUUGAGAAUAAGUUUUUUUUUCUCAUUGUCUACUUUCCUGUGGUAAAAUUUUGUUGUCGUAACUUAUUGAACUUAAAAAAAAAGUAUUUAUUUACGAGGGUUUUCUCGCUUGUGUAAAUAUGCUCUAUUGCCUUUGUCAAACUUUUUUUGUGAUAAAAAUUAUAAAAGCAAUGGAGUUUUAAAAUCUAAGGUUGUAAUUUUUUUAAAUAAAGUUCAAUAAGUUGUGUCAAUUUUUUUUAGAUUAUUUUAAUUUAAGUCGCAGGAUUAAAUAAUGUGAUCCCUUUAUUAAUCUUUUGUGAUAUAGGUCUUAUAUAAAAGUAUAUAUUAUAUGAAUCAUAAUUCUAAAAGAGAAUAUAUGUUAAUGAAUCUAGUCUGGUUACGAUCUUGGAUAGAGAAUAUUGUUGUUUUUGUAGUUUCUUAUUGUUAAUGAAAAGCUCUUGCUUUUUAAACAGGGUCGAUUCAUACUUUAAACCAUUGCAAGGUCUAUCGAUGUCAAUUUGAAUCUAUUGACCAAUUAUCCGUUUUGAUGAUUUCACAAUAUACUUGGAAGAUAUUUUCAUCGCGUUUCUUUUUAGUGUAACGCUUAGAGAUUAAUUUAUCCGACCAUCAGUGGUAAAAAGUCUGAAUCGGACUUAAAAAUGUUGUGUACAUUAAUGGCUGUUGCGAGUCAUGUGGUAGUAGUUAGUAAAUGAGAAAAAAGUUUUCUUUUAUGUGUAUUAUAAUAAAAUUAUAUAAUAAAAAAAAAUUAAAUAUAAUUUUAUCAGAAAACAAUGUGACAAUCAGUUUUCGUAGAUAUAUUGCACAGGCUGUGGAUAUAAAUGCGAUUGAUAAUGAAGUUUAAUAAUUCAUUUUCAACAUUUUACGUAAUGACAUAUUACUUUUAUGUUAAUGUUGUUGCAAGGAGGAGUGAAUCUCGUUUUAAACCGUAUUUGCCUGCAAAAAAAUGAUCUGACUUGCAAGUUGUAUCCCCAUUUUAGAAUUUUAAAUUUUGCAUUAAAUAAUUAUAAAUUAAUAUAUAAUAUAAGAGUCACUCAUUUUUCUGUAACAAUAUUUCAACUUAAUGUUAUUAAAGGUUAGUGAAUAAAAACAAGUGAUGUUUUAUUUAGUUUACCAUAGUUAAAUGGUUGUUGAUUAUUUAUAUAAAAUUGUUACUCAGGUUGUUAUAUGAUGACUAUCUUCCAUAGCCUUUAAGAUAAUUGUAAAAUCUAGAUUUAGAAUAAGAAUGACAUGGAAUGUAUAACACCAUCCAGGGUUUGGUUUUAGACUCGGCGCAUUAAAAGCAACUAAUGAAACUUAAAAAAAAAUCUCACUAAUUGUAAGUAAAGUAAAUCAUCUAGGAAAGGGGUUGGUCCAACAACUCAUCGGGUUUUGCAGUCGAGGGGUCAAACCGCUUUAUAAUACAUUUUAUCGUAGCUUUUAAGCCAGGAUUCAAACCCAGAAACGCUGGCAAAUUCAAAUCGGGCACCUUAGCUAUUCGGCCACUGCCUUAAUUUCUUUAACACCAAAAACACUUUUUGUUUUAAAUUAGCUAAACACAAUUUUUUUCUUUUUCCCCUGCUCUUUGUCACCAACCCCUGGGUGAACCGUUAAUUAACUGAUCAUCACAUAUGGUACAAAUUGAUUUAAGCCAAACUUAUAAAUAUUUGCAUGUUUCCUUGAUAUUUUCCAGUUGUUAUAAAGUUGGAUUAAUUGUUGAUUAUUUUUUACGAAAUGUGGUGUCCUUUAUAAAAAUCAAUGUUGAAACAGGCCGAAAAAAAAUCCAUCCUUUAUAAAUGACAUAAAAUAAACGCACUAAGAUUCGUUUUAUAUUUAAUAUGACGUAUUUAAAGACUAAACUAUGGUUGUGUUUUAUCCUAUAAUUUUGAUUCAAGUCAAAUCGCUUGUCGUGUGGGCGUUUUUCAAUUUUGACCAAGUCUUUAAUUUUAUUUUGAGGGUGAAGUUCAAUCAUUCCGCAAAUUAUUUAUUUGAAAACUCAACCCUGUUUCAAUCUUGUUUUUUAAAAAUUCUAUUUAUUGGUUUUUCCAAAAUGUUAAAAAAAAGGAUAAAUUUAAAGCAAAAGGAUAUGUAAAUUUUAAGAAAAGCACUGUAAAUAAUGUGUAUAUAACAACUUUUUGAUUAAUAAACCCUGAGGAUGUCGGUUUCAUAUUUUCAUAUUUAAAUUAGAA